Molecule: messenger RNA, 1455 nt
Organism: Penicillium paradoxum
Lineage: Eukaryota; Fungi; Ascomycota; Eurotiomycetes; Eurotiales; Aspergillaceae
Product: NAD(P)/FAD-dependent oxidoreductase
Exons: 3
Coding region: 1-1455 (484 amino acids)
Cellular component (GO): cytoplasm
Molecular function (GO): oxidoreductase activity
Source: RefSeq, a predicted model, not a curated record
AUGGCAGCGAAUGAUUUCAUCUCCAGUCUUGUCACUGCUGACCCAGGUCUACCGCGGCCCAAUCCCACCCAAUCAUACUGGCAACACAUCCCACAUGCUCUCGCCGAUGUCCAAUCGUCGGAGUUACCAACUGACCGAGAUUUUGCGAUCAUUGGAUCCGGUAUCACGGGUCUCGCAGUAGCAAAGUCACUCUUAGAGCGCCACCCCACUGCCACAGUAACCGUUUUAGAAGCUCGCACGCUAUGUUCGGGGGCAACUGGACGCAAUGGUGGGCAAAUGGCCGCUAAUGCCGGAGAGCAAUAUAUGAAUCUAGCAGAGACUCAUGGGACCGAAACCGCCGGCAAAAUUGUGGAUUUCACAUUCCGCAAUCUGGAGAAGAUGCGGGAAUUGAUUGAGGAGUAUGACGCCGCAGAGCUGAGUGAGAUGCAGCAACUACAAAAGCUGCGGGUUUUCUUGACCGAAAAGAAAUUUGAUGAUUUCAAGAAAAGCAUCGCCCGCCUAGAAAUGGACCAUCCUUCUAAAAAGGGUCUGUAUACGAUUCUGGACGCAGAUUCUGUGGUCAAAGAAUAUGGGAUCCAUGGAGCAUGUGGCGGAGCAUUGCUUCCUGCUGGGACAGUCUGGCCAUAUCGUCUUGUUACCAAGGUCUUCGCCGCACUGUUGGAGAAAUACCCAGGGCGGUUGACAAUCGAGACACAUACACCGGUCCAAUCCGUUGAGUAUAGUUCAAUACCCACUUCACCCACCACGAGUGUUUGUCCAUACACACUGCACACUUCUCGUGGUCCUCUACGAGCAGGGACUGUAGUUCAUUGUACAAAUGGAUACAGUGGGCAUCUCCUCCCUCGGCUAAGAGGGCUUGUCCACCCUUUCAAAGGCACAAUGACAGUUCAAAAUCCGCAGAAUGCUGUGUCAAAUCAAGGUACUGCUGUAUCUUGGGGCUUCCACUACCCUCCAACCUAUAACCCCGAAACCAAACGGCUUGGAUAUGGGCUCUACUAUCUAGCACAAAGUGCCAAAAGCGGCUACUUUUACUUCGGUGGUGAGAAUGCUCGCCUUGAAUAUUCGAUUUCCGGCGACGACAGUUUCGUGAGUCCAGAUUCCGUUGGGCAUCUAAAAGAAGUCCUCCCGGCAUUCUUUGGUAAGGACAACAAAUCCAAUUGGUCUCUAGUAAGCUCAUGGAGUGGAGUCAUGGGUUAUUCCUCAGAUGGCCUUCCAAUGGUUGGGCGGCUGUCUUCUAGGCUCACGGGUCGGAAGGGUGACGGUGAAUGGAUUGCCGCUGCAUUCAAUGGAUACGGUAUGGCGAACAGCCUGCUAAGUGGCGAGGCAUUAGCUUUGAUGGUUUUGGGCGAGGAUGUGAAUGAUUGGCUCCCAAUUGCAUACGGACUAGGUGAACAGAGACUCCGAGAAACGCUCACAGUUUCAAAGACCGUCAAUUCCCUUAAGUCGAAGCUAUAA